Messenger RNA from Coffea eugenioides, 1526 nucleotides. Its product is annotated as lipid phosphate phosphatase 2-like. Lineage: Eukaryota; Viridiplantae; Streptophyta; Magnoliopsida; Gentianales; Rubiaceae. Gene Ontology annotation, molecular function: phosphatidate phosphatase activity. The transcript is spliced from 8 exons. The record is from RefSeq and is a predicted model, not a curated record. Gene Ontology annotation, biological process: phospholipid metabolic process. The coding region runs from base 201 to 1166 and encodes 321 amino acids.
UACUAAAUUAAUACUCUUUCCUUAUCCAAGACAAACAAAAAUCAGAAGAAAAAAAGAAGUUCAAAGCUCUCUCUCUCUCUCUCUCUCACGACUCAGUACUCAGUAGUGAAGCGUUUCAAAAAUCACACACAGUCACGCACUGGCUUUCUGACUCGAGCACAAGCAAACGGUGACAUUUUGUCGCAUUUUUUGAGUGAAAGAUGCCAGAAAUUCAGUUGGGUGCUCAAACAAUUCGAACCCAUGGAGCUCAAGUAGCUAGGUUUCACAUGCGUGAUUGGCUUAUUCUUUUGCUGCUGGUGGCAAUAGAGAUAGGGUUAAAUGUGAUAGAGCCAUUCCACCGUUUUGUUGGUGCCGAUAUGAUGACGGAUCUCAAAUACCCAUUGAAAGAUAAUACUAUCCCUCUCUGGGCUGUCCCGAUCAUUGCAAUCAUAAUGCCUCUUAUUGUGAUCAUUGUAUUUUAUUUCAUUAGAAAGAAUGUCUAUGAUCUGCACCAAGGUGUUUUGGGUCUUUUGUUUUCUGUUCUGAUCACAGCAGUUAUAAGUGAUGCCAUAAAAGAUGCUGUUGGGCGGCCUCGUCCUGAUUUCUUUUGGCGAUGUUUCCCUGAUGGAAAAGGGGUGUUUCAUCCUAUCACAGGCGAUGUCCGAUGCACUGGACUCAAGAGUGUCAUUAAAGAAGGGCACAAAAGUUUCCCCAGUGGUCACACUUCUUGGUCCUUUGCUGGUCUUGGUUUCCUGGCAUUGUAUUUGUCAGGGAAACUUAGAGCAUUUGAUCGACAGGGCCAUAUCGCGAAGCUCUGCAUCGUUUUCCUGCCAUUACUUCUUGCAGCAUUAGUCGGAGUUUCUCGAGUUGAUGAUUAUUGGCACCAUUGGCAGGAUGUAUUUGCUGGAGGUCUUUUAGGAAUUACAGUUGCUUCGUUCUGUUACCUGCAAUUUUUUCCACCACCAUAUGAUAUAGAUGGUUGGGGACCUCACGCAUAUUUCCAGAUGUUGUCCGAGUCACGAAACGGUGGUCAGUCUGAAUCAAAUGCCAUGAACAGUCUUACCGUGCGACAAGCUGAAAGUGGGACGGUAUACAGUCGACCCGACCAAGCAGUGGAAACAUCGGAAGUCAUUACCCAGGUUACAAGCUCAAUCCUGGAUGACUUGGAGCGGGGGAGAAGAUACUGAAUUUAGGUUAGAUGGUAGAUGUAAGAUGCUAAUGAUCCUGAAAACAAAAGAAAAAAAGACUAAAAAAAGCCAAGAGUGUAGAAGUGUAGAGUCACAACAGAUACAGUCAUACAGAUAGAUAUGUCUGGAAGCGAUACAAUGAAUCAGGUUCCUUAUUUUCUUCGUUAGAGCACUAGCAAUGUUUGACUUUGUCUGCUGUGUGAUUAUUACCAAUGCUCGGCUUUGGCUUAGAAUUAGUUUGAUGAUAGAUGCUUUUGAUGAAUAUCAACAUCAAUUGAUGAUGUAGAUGGUCGUAGAGUUCUUCGGGACAAUGCCUUUGAAUUUGGGUACUUCAAUGGAGAAAGAAGCCUCUUUCAUAUA